UUUUAUUAAAGUUCUUUAUAACAUGCACUUAAACUAAAAUGGUAAGUUUAUUAAUAAUUCUCGAUGGAAAUUUUCGCACCGAAGUCUAUGAGUGUUCUUAAUUUUAUUUUCAUAUUUAUGAUAAAUGGUUAUUUAAUAUUAGCGUGCAAUGUGGGACCUGACAGUCCUUUCGGUUCUCAUUUAAUGUCUAAAACUACGUUGAUGGACGUUACUACUGAUAAAUAUGGAGAAGACCAAAGUAAUGGAUUUUAUGACGAUCCUUUCGCUUAUAGAUUUACUGUAUCAUCUACAGACAUUGAUUUAGCAGAUUUGGAUAAUUUAGAAUGUUUUCUUACUCACAAAUAUUGUUCACAAAUUAACCAAAUAAUAUUCAGUGACAAAUUGUGUAACUGUUCUCCAGACUGUUUCGUGUAUGGAGAUUGCUGCUGGGAUUCUGUACGAGAUAAUCUUACAGAUCAUUCUUUAUAUGAAUGUGUUUCUACAAGCGAAACACAUAGUCCUUCAUACUAUAUGGUAACUUAUUGUCCUAUAUAUUGGGCUGAUAAUGAAACAAGAUGUCUGUGUGAAAAGACAACUUCGUACCACAAUGAUCCUUUAUUGCACGUGCCAGUUACUAGUACAUCUACUUUGACCGUUUAUAGAAACAUAUUUUGCGCAAUAUGUAAUAAUAUUAUUGAUAUAUUACCUUGGACUCCACACGAAAUCUGUAAUAACGGUAAUCACUCAUAUUUAGUGGAAUUUGAUCCACCUAAAUCAUUGCCAUCCCCGAAAACAUGUGAAUGGCGUGGAAUUUUCGAAUGUCACAAUGUUACUUUUCGACAAAAAUGUGUUACAUAUUAUGCACCAGUGCAACGUAAGAAUAAAAAAGGUAUCGAGUAUAUUUAUAAAAAUAAAUUUUGUGCAUUUUGUUCGGGUCUAAAAGCGCAUCAACUGGAGUGUACUACGUUGGAUGGAAUUGAAAACUCGGGUCAGACUGUAACCUCAAACGAAACUGAACUCAUACACAGUCGAAGUAAAAAGAAAAAGCAAUCUUUGGCAAUCUUAUUAGAUUUAGAUUUUAGUAAGGGUGGUGUCAUCGUUGGUACAGAAGAAAGAUGCCCUACUGGACAAGUAUAUGAUCCUUGGAAAAAAAAAUGUAGAAUCAUUCAAUGUGGUAAAUUGUUUUAUUAUAGAAAUGGAAUAUGUGUUAAAAAAGAAACAUUUACAAGAAAUGCUUUUAAUAAUUUACAAGUUUCUUACAAUAAUUUUCUAAAUUCUACUUGUUCGAAGAUAUCAAUCGAUGCCGAUAAAUUUUCCAUACACGAAAAUGGGACAAUAGUUAUAAACAAAGAUGGAUUAAUCAUAACUCCAGGAAAUUAUGAAAUGUUACCUAACUCCACCAUCCUGAUAUGUGCACCACAAGUUAACAGUGCUCGGAAGUUUUCUCAAGUGCAAAGUUAUUUAACUACUGCAUGCCUAUCAAUUUCAAUAUUUUGUUUAAUAAUAAAAUUAUUACUAUUUAUAUUUCUAUCAGAAUAUAAAAAACUGCCAAUGAUUAUAGUAUUUUAUCUAUCAUUAUCAUUACUUUUAGCUCAGCUGUUGUUUCUAGUAGGAACUAUUGGUCCCAGUAAUUAUUUUUGCAUAGGAAUAGCAAUAUUUAUGCAUUAUUUCUACUUGGCGUCAGUCUUCUGUACCAAUGCUCUUGCGUUUGAUAUCUGGAAAACUUUUACCAAUAUGAAACAUUUAUCUUUAAAAAUUCGUAAAACACAUCUUAUUUACAGUAUUUUAUAUUGCUGGGGAUUACCUAUGAUAAUUGUUAUAAUUUCUAUCAUUUGUGAAUGGGCAUUUCACUCAACGUUUAGUCCUCAAUAUGGUUCCUGUCAUUGUUGGAUAUGCAAUCGUUAUGCACUCUUAAUAUUCUUUGCUGUGCCAUUAGGAUUAGUUUUGAUUAUAAAUAUAAUAUUCUACACAAUUACUGCAAAAUCAAUUUAUAAAACUUCGAAAUCUUCAAAAAUUGCAAGAAAAAAUGCAAAAAAUAAAAAUUAUGUUAGAUUCUUUCUUUAUAUAAAAAUUGCAUUAAUAAUGGGUUUUACUUGGAUUUUUGGCUUUAUCUCUGCUUAUUCUAACAUGGUAUGGUUAUGGAAUUUUUUUAUUAUACUUAAUGGUCUUCAGGGAGUUUUUAUAUUGUUGGCAUUUACUCGUAUUGCUAUUUUGAAGCAAUUAAUAAAUAAAAUUUCCAGUAGAAAAAAUUUUGAAAAUAAUUCUUUAAUGUUAACUUCUUCGAGUAAUUAAUUUUUUAAUAAAGGCAUCAGCUUGUUGUUCUGGAUAUCUAGGUUGGAAUACAAAUUGGUAACGUCAAUAAUUUUUCAUGAGUGUCUGUUCUGGAUAUUUUCGACCUUGUCCCUUACCAUCAGCCGUUUUCAUUUUUAUCAAAUAAGAUUAUAAUAAGCGGAGUCUUCUGUAUUAUCAGUUUGGAGCUCACCUAAACUAAUAACAAUUACAGACUAUUAAUAUUAAGUAAAAUAAAUAAGAUUAGUCAAUAGGAGUCUUAUACUUAAUAACCAAUUUCAUUAAAUUACGUAACAAACUUGUAUUUACUUAAUUCAUUUGAAUAAAAAUAAUAGUUAGUAUUACAUAUAGGCCUACAUACAUACAUACUAACUAUUAUUAGUAUAUAUAUAUAUUAUAUAUAGGCUAUAUAUAUAUAUAUGAAGGCAUACAUUCACUAAAGUAAUCAAUGAAUCUGUACUACAAUGCUCAUAAGUUCUCGAUUUUCGGCUUGCCUCCAAAAAUUGAUCGCUGAAUGUGAAAUUCCUCGGACAAAACUGUUACUUUAACGAUGAUUGCAACUGCCUAAUCUUGCGGCAUAGAACAAAGCUUUUUCAAAUGUUCUUUCAUUUUGAAAUGCAGACUAUGAAGUGUAAAUGCAAGAAGAACGACGCUUUAUGCACUUCUAAAUGUCAUAACUCUUCGAAUUGCUGCAAUAAAUAAAAAAGUUAAUUAAAAAGUUUUUUUCGUUUUAUUUUAAAUUUGCUUUUCACAACUUUAGCCCGUAAAAGUUAACAAACAAACAAACACAUUCGACAGAGUAUACAAUCACUAGUGAAUGUGGAUUUCUUAUUUGAAAAUGAACGAUUUGAACGAUUACAUUUACUAGUAAUAAAUCAUAUUCACUGUAUAAUCCACUUUCAGUGUAACAUAUAUAACCACUACGGUUGCAAUCGUUUUCCAUUGAAGUGUAUUGUCUUCCCGUCUUCCUUGUGAAUAGGGAAAGCGUAACAGUGAGAUAUAGGCCUAUAUCUCACUAUAUCCUCCUAUAUAUAUAUAUUUUUUAAUUAUAUUUUAUUUCUAUACUGAAAAAUGCUGACAUGACGGAUAGAAGACGACUUGAUUUCUUCAAAUUUUUAAUUAAAAAAAAAUACUGCCAGACAUUAAUUAAUUAAUUUAAAAUAUACUUAUUCAAUCUAAUAUUGUGCAUUUCAUUGGCAUCAACACGACCGAAUAAGAAACAAUUCGAAUAAUUUUUGCGAGAGCAACAUAUUAAUCAGUGCAUAAUAAUUAAUUAAUCAUUCCGUUACAUUGGGAUUCAUCCCCUCUUUUCUGCUUAAGAAUUGUAUUUUUUGCCACGCAAUACGUUGAAGGUUAAAUCCAUCCGAUCAUUCGUGCAAUUUGUUCAUUAUUUUUCUAUCUCGAAUACUUCUGUGAAAAUUCGCAAAUAGUUUUCCACAAAGUGUUUUUGUAUUCGUGAUACACAUAUGUUCAUUUGGGAAAUCUCUCCCAACAUUCUGUCACGUAGUUUAGCGGAGAGAUACAUAAUAUAAUUUAAAUUUUUCCUGUCUUUUGUAAGCUAAAGAAAUUUCUAUUAGAAUUAAUAUCAAAGUAAUGUAACUAUAGUAUUUUAAUAAAUCAUUAGUUUAAAUUUUGCAUUUUUAUAAUAUUUUGAUCUAAACAUGAACUUCUAUAGAAUAUAUUAAGUGGAUCUUAAAUAGAGACGUGACAAAUAAAGCAAAAAGCUUGUAAUAUUUAUUAUUAAAAUUUACAGGGCUAUAGUAAAGAAUAGUAUAGCGUCUUUUCUCAUUUAAUAUGUUGCUUUGCUAAUCAAUAUGAUAAAAAAGAAAGGUCGCUGUGAACUUUCCUAAUAUUAUAAAAACUAGAAAAUGUAUCAACAAAAAGUUUAAUAAUAUACUACAGAGUGAUUCAAAAGUCUCCAUACGUGGACAUUCCUUUUUUAUGCAUUUAUCAAUAAGUCAUAGAAUAUGAUAGGUUAUAUUUGAGCACCAUUUACCUAAAUGCACGUAUAGAUGCUUUCCACCAAUAUUAUGGCGAACACAUAUUACUACAACUGAUGUUAUGCAUACACAUAAAUGUUUGCUUGGUCUGUAUAUGUAGUCCAUAUUUAAUAUCUUUCAGGUGUUUUGUAUGAAUAACUAUGAAAUUUUAAUAUUAUAAUGUAAAAAGUAAUUUUUUUUUAUCAUUAGCGCAUAGUGUUAAAACAUGCACAGUCAUAGGCCCUGUCUAUAGAAUGUAACUUGUAAAACCAAAAAUAAAAUAGAAUUAAGAUAUAAUUUAGUCCACACAGUGAAAGAGUAGACAAGAGUGAGUCUGAGCUGGAAGGAUCUACGUCAGAUAAAAGGGAUGGAAAGAGACGUGGGAGUUGACACACGGAUCACAGUAAUAAAAUUUGUAAAAAAAAAAAAACAGUAAAAUUAUCUAAAAUACAAAUAAAAGCGUUUUAAAAAUGUAAAAAUAAACCAGCUGAAAGAGAUCUGAUUCAUAUAUCAAUUUUCACAUCUCCUUCCACCCCUUUCAUCUGACAUAAAUCCUUUCAGCUCAAACUGACUCUUGACCUUCGCUGCGCGGACUAUAAUUGUUUAUUAUAUACAAAAUACAAUAUAUUUCUAGUGAAAUAUAUACAUAUUCUACAGUUAUAUACAAGUGUAAUAAUAAUGUAAUUAAAAAAUAAAACAGUUAUUCAUUGAAUAUAAGCAUGCAUGUAAUCUUACUUCUAUUUAUAAGACCAAAUAUAAACAUAGUUUAUUGUAGAUCUAGUUUUUCUGUAAUAUUUACAAAUUUUACGAAUUGUGCUUUAUGCAGAAUCGUCUUCAUAUUUUGUUGGUUCCUGUGUAAAAUGUGAAUGUAGGGCUUUUUCAACACCGAGGGCUGAAGACCGAGCAUUAAUCAAGCACGAGUUGACCUAUCCUGGAAGUCCUACUAAGCGCGAUGGGGUUCUUAGUAGGACGAAUGCAAAAGUCGUACACCCAUGAAGUCGGUUCUGGUUUUGAUAAAUAUCUGGCAUGAAGCUAUAUAUCUAUUUAUAUUUUAUGUAAUUUCAUUAUAAUUUUUGGUUUAUUAUUUUAAGCUAGAAUUUAAAAAUUGCCAUGUAUUA
This is a messenger RNA of Centruroides sculpturatus (bark scorpion), 5365 nucleotides long. RefSeq lists its product as uncharacterized. The transcript has 2 exons. Gene Ontology annotation, cellular component: membrane. Bases 64 to 2271 code for a protein of 735 amino acids. NCBI's taxonomy places the organism in Eukaryota, Metazoa, Arthropoda, Arachnida, Scorpiones, Buthidae. Gene Ontology annotation, biological process: cell surface receptor signaling pathway; G protein-coupled receptor signaling pathway. Gene Ontology annotation, molecular function: G protein-coupled receptor activity. The record is from RefSeq and is a predicted model, not a curated record.